CAGGUCAGAGGCAGAUCUACAAGUCUCACCUGUCCGUUUUUCACGGUUGCCCAAAAUUCAGAAUGUUGGCUUUGCGUGUGGAUUUUGGGCGAGUUUUUCGUACGAUCACGGAUAGUGUUUUCAGCCAGAUUUGGCAUAUUUUGAGCCUGAUUUGGCAUAUUUUGAGCCUGAAUUCGCAUAGUUUGAGCCUGAUUUGGCAUAUUUUGAGCCUGAUUUGGCAUAUCUUGAACCUGAAUUGGCAUAGUUUGAGCCUUAUUUGGCGUGCUUUGAGUCAAUGUGGUUUUGUUGCGUGUGUUUUGUGCCUACAUCGGUAUUUUUUUGCUGGAAUUGGUCAUUAGCGCAGUAAUUAUUUGAUUUUCACGAUAUUUUCUUUUCUUUCAAAUGUUCUGAGUUCCGGGAUUUGGCUUGAAGCAGCCUCAUUGUCCGAUUCUUCUUUGAGUGACAUGGUUCCAGUCCUUAUUAAUCUG
Molecule: messenger RNA, 467 nt
Organism: Porites evermanni
Lineage: Eukaryota; Metazoa; Cnidaria; Anthozoa; Scleractinia; Poritidae
Source: the annotation of a GenBank genome assembly